Messenger RNA from Malassezia globosa CBS 7966, 357 nucleotides. RefSeq lists its product as uncharacterized. The record is from RefSeq and is a predicted model, not a curated record. NCBI's taxonomy places the organism in Eukaryota, Fungi, Basidiomycota, Malasseziomycetes, Malasseziales, Malasseziaceae. The coding region runs from base 1 to 357 and encodes 118 amino acids. The transcript has a single exon.
AUGACCAACAGUCAAAUUUCCAAGGUUGUUUACAAGCAAGACCCAAUGUCGACAAAGGAAUAUAUCGUCAUUGUGAACCCUGAGGCCUACGUUUCCUGGAAGAAUGGCGACAAGACAAUUCCACUUGCCGAUGUCGUUGGCAGUUUCCAGAUUAUGACAUCAGGACAGGGCCAGCAAGGCAUCAUGGGCCAGGUGUCAAAGCAGGAGAUUCACACCAUCUUUGGCACGAACAAGGAAGACGAAGCUAUUGUAAUGUUGCUUGAGCGUGGCACGCUCCAGGCCGGUACCCUGAAGGGCAACGACCUAUCUGGGCGCAGCGCCAAGGGCAGCGGAGGCUCUGGAGGCGCCGGCCGCUAA